CUUCAUUUUUAUAUUUUUAUGAUAAUAAUCCAUUUAUAGUGGACGUUCCUACUUCUGUCACGCUGGUCCAAGGUAAAAGGUCUUUAUAUCAUCGCACGAUACGUGCCUUUUAUCCUCUUUGCCGGGCAUUUAUAUAUGAACUUCAUUCCAAAGGAGAACUCCGAUAAAUGCCAGUUGUUGAACAAUAUUUGCUCAUGUUUCAGCAUGAUAUCAGUCUCUUGUUCUGAAUGCUUUUUUGUCCUUAGAACAUGUGCGCUCUGGAAUAACAACAGAAUUGUAGUCGUUACCGCGGUCGUUACCUUCCUUGCUGUCGUCGUAUCGUCCAUAGGCUUUGCCUUCGGCACUACUGCCACUGCACCGUGGACGACCAGCGCGAUCCCGGGCAUCACAGGUUGCUACCAGACCUCGGCCGUUGUCCAGCUCUUCAUACCGUUUCUUCUCUUGAUUGGACUUGAAUUUGGUCUCAUGUCCCUUACGCUUAUACGCGCUAUACAGAGCUGGCGGUCGACCAACAGCCGUAUCUACACUGUACUGGUGAAGCAUAACAUAUUCUACUAUGCAUGCGGUCUGUUUUUUUCGGGGGUGAAUGUCCUCACGUUGCUGCUCUUUCACUACGGAUACCAAGCCAUGUUCCAAGAUUUCCAAUUCAUCGUCCUUGCGAUCCUCGCCACGCGCAUGCACCUCCAUCUAUGGCAUACAGACCGGCAUGCACAUGGCUCUAGUGCCCUCGUGUUUAUUCCUCUGUCUGACAUUUCAUCCGCGGGCAGUCCGACGUGACGUUUGCGUCGUUCAAACGUUUAUGGAGUGCUGUUUGAACUGUACGAGCUUAGCCGAGCCGAACUUCGUCAGAUCUGGACCCGUGCGCUUAAAAACAAUGCCGUUUCUGUUGUGGAUAUCGAGCUUCAACUGCUAGCAGUGGUAGAUGAAUAUAUCAAUAUCAGGAUUUUGGGUGUGCUGGAGUCAGAAUU
This is a messenger RNA of Suillus subalutaceus, 968 nucleotides long. RefSeq lists its product as uncharacterized. The coding region runs from base 136 to 777 and encodes 213 amino acids. NCBI's taxonomy places the organism in Eukaryota, Fungi, Basidiomycota, Agaricomycetes, Boletales, Suillaceae. The transcript has 12 exons. The record is from RefSeq and is a predicted model, not a curated record.